AUGAACUUCAAUACCUUUCACAACAUUGUCAAUGGCGAGCCCCGUGGUUCCGAGUCAACCAAAGAAGGCAUUAAUCCUCUCAAUCGAUCUUCACUAUGGCCUGUUCCUGUCGCUACUGCGGAUGAUGUCCAAGACAGUGUGCGCGCCGCCAAGGAAGCAUUUCCUGCAUGGUCGCAGACGCCAUACGAGCAGCGAACUGAGUUGUUGGAGAAAUUCGCCGACCUUUAUUCCUCUCACGCCAGCGACUUUUGUCAGCUCCUCGCCGCUGAGUGUGGAAGGACUGUUGAGAAUGCAGCGAUAGAGGUGUAUUUCUCUACACAAUGGCUGCGGUACCCACGCAAGUACAAGAUUCCUGAAGAACAGAUCGAGGAUGAUGCUAAAGUAUCCAUUGUCUCUUAUGAGCCUCUUGGAGUGGUUGCGGCUAUCUGUCCAUGGAACUUCCCGCUGAUGCUUGCGAUGGGAAAGAUCGCACCGGCUUUAGCUACAGGCAACUGCGUCAUCCUCAAGCCAUCCCCUUUCACACCCUACUCGAGCCUGAAGCUUGUCGAGCUAGCUCAGCAGGUAUUCCCUCCAGCAGUGCUUCAAGUCCUCAACGGAGGCAAUGAUCUAGGUCCUCUACUGGUCAAGCAUCCCGAUAUCCAAAAGAUAUCAUUUACUGGAUCAACUGCUACUGGAAAGCAGAUUCUGCGAGACGGAGCUGAUACUAUGAAGAGAAUUACUCUUGAGACUGCUGGUAACAACGCCUCCAUCGUCCUCCCCGACAUUGACAUAAAAGCAGUCGUUCCUAAAAUCUCAGGAAGCUUGUGGUUCAACGCGGGUCAGGUCUGCAUCGCUACACGUCGACUGUAUAUCCACCAAGACAUCUUCGACGAGGUAGUGGCACAGCUUGCCAAAGCCACAGCCGCAACCGCAAAGGACCUCAUCUCAGGGGUCGGACCGAUUCAGAACGAGAUGCAGUUUGAGAAACUCAAAACGGUACUUGCAGACGCACAUGCAGCAGGCCUUCAGCUCCUGCCGCCUAGUCACACGGACAUGAAUGAAGGAUUCUUUAUCCAGCCCACCAUUGUUAGAAACCCACCACCACAGGCAGAUAUUGUCCAACAGGAGAACUUUGGCCCCAUCGUUUCAUGCAUAAAGUUCUCUUCUCUCGACGAAGCGCUAGAUCUAGCCAAUAGCAGCGACAGUGGUCUGGCUGCCAGCGUAUGGAGUGGGGAUAUUUCAGCCGCAAGGCGUGUUGCUGCUAAACUCGAGGCCGGUAAUGUGUACAUCAACGGACCGCCCCAACCGGAUCCCCAUGUGCCGUUUGGAGGUCAUAAGCACAGUGGGUUGGGGGUUGAGUACGGAUUGCAGGGUUUGUUAUCCUUCUGCCAGACCAAGGCUGUGUACCUGUACAAGUUAUAG
This is a messenger RNA of Fusarium sp. VM40, 1401 nucleotides long. The record is from the annotation of a GenBank genome assembly. Lineage: Eukaryota; Fungi; Ascomycota; Sordariomycetes; Hypocreales; Nectriaceae.